This is a messenger RNA of Olea europaea var. sylvestris, 2040 nucleotides long. Its product is annotated as hydroxymethylglutaryl-CoA lyase, mitochondrial-like. Gene Ontology annotation, molecular function: hydroxymethylglutaryl-CoA lyase activity. Bases 504 to 1736 code for a protein of 410 amino acids. Gene Ontology annotation, biological process: ketone body biosynthetic process; L-leucine catabolic process. The record is from RefSeq and is a predicted model, not a curated record. NCBI's taxonomy places the organism in Eukaryota, Viridiplantae, Streptophyta, Magnoliopsida, Lamiales, Oleaceae. The transcript is spliced from 11 exons.
AUUCAAAAGAUUCAUAAAUGGUUCGCGGCCCCCUUCAAUUCCAAAUUGCAAUGGGAAAUCGCCAAUCUAGACCAUGGGCCUUCUUGAUCACCUUUUAACCCGGUCCAUAAAAUCACGUCACAUGGUGCCGCUGCCUCUCAUUUUAUAGAAUUGUUUUGGUUUGAUGUGGGCUGAUAUCCUAUAAACUGAUAUCUCUCAACAGUCCAAUCUCUCGUCUCCUUGAUUCUGCUAACUUCUCAUUUCCAAUAAAUUGUUCCGCUCUGUUCAGGAUAUAUUUCUUUAGGAUGAGGAUGAAGCCGAGGUCGAGAAAUUGUUAAUUUUGUUAAUUCAACAUUCUUCCACACCGAAAUAACCUCCAGUUUCUUCAAUUUCUUGAGCGUGUUUGGCUGUGCUAAAAGCUCCCUUUUUUUAUUUUUAAAUAAGAAAAUUACAGGUCUUCUUGAGAACGAAGAAGUGGAAUGGUUCGUUAAAUAGUGUUUUGAAAUCAUAGCAGAGCUAAUUCAAUGCUAAUACAAAAGGCUGUAAAUAAGGUUUCGAGGUGGAGGCCCCUGGGGUCAAAAGAAUUCUUUCCCUUGCUUUUCUUUGGUAAAAUGGAGCCUGAAAUAUUGAGCAAAGGGAGCUACGCAUGUUUCUCGAACAAUAAGAAAGGAGCAUUUUUAUCACAAAGCCAAACAAAGCAUGACUUGCGGAAUUUUUCCUUUUACCCAGCACCGGAAAACGUGGGAAACAUAAAUGGUGCUUUUUACAUGCCUCAUCAUCGUUAUAGCUCACAACACAGUCUCAGUCCUGAAAGAAAUAUUAACCAUAAGUUAUUGGGAUCUAUUCCUGAAUCUGUGACGAUUGUGGAAGUCAGUCCAAGGGAUGGGCUGCAAAAUGAGAAGGAGAUUGUGCCGACAGCGGUGAAGGUUGAACUAAUAAAGAUGCUAGUUUCUUCGGGGUUGCCUGUUGUUGAAGCUACUAGUUUUGUCUCACCAAAAUGGGUACCACAGUUAGCUGAUGCAAAGGACGUAGUCUCUGCAAUUCAAGGUAUUGUGGGUUCUCGAUGUCCUGUUUUGACACCAAAUCUUAAAGGGUUUGAGGCCGCUGUUUCUGCUGGAGCAAAGGAAGUGGCCAUCUUUGCUGCAGCUUCUGAGUCCUUUUCCCAGUCAAACAUCAAUUGCAGCAUUAAAGAUAGCCUUGCUCGUUACCGCGAUGUUGCCCUAGCGGCAAGUAAUCUCUCAAUUCCUGUUCGUGGAUACAUAUCAUGUGUUGUGGGUUGUCCAGUGGAAGGAGCAGUACCUCCAUCGCAAGUAGUGUAUGUCGCGCAAGAACUUCUUAAUAUGGGUUGCACUGAAAUUUCCCUUGGUGACACGAUUGGGGUUGGUACUCCUGGGACUGUCAUUCCAAUGCUGGAAGCUGUUCUUGAAGUUGUCCCCAUAGAGAAGCUAGCCGUUCAUUUUCACGAUACUUAUGGACAAGCUCUUUCAAAUAUUCUUAUAUCACUCCAAAUGGGUAUCAGGACAAUCGAUUCUUCUGUGUCGGGCUUAGGGGGUUGCCCAUAUGCCAAAGGUGCUUCUGGAAAUGUUGCGACUGAGGAUGUUGUUUACAUGCUAAAUGGACUUGGCGUGAAGACAAAUGUGGAUCUCAGAAAGCUCAUGUUGGCUGGAGAAUUUAUCUGUAAACAUUUGGGCCGGCCUUCUGGUUCUAAAGUUGCAAUUGCCUUGAGCAAAACCACCGCUACUGCCUCCAAGCUUUGAGCACAGGUGUUUUUGUUAAAUGCAAUGGCAUUGUUAAGAACUCGGUGGUAGUUGGAAGAAUGGUAGUUUUUAUGGCUCUUCUGCACUCUGCACUCAAUUCUGGCAAUUUAUUGCCUUCCCUAACUGCACUGAGAAAGUUGUCGGACCUCGGAAAAAACUGCAGACUGUUUUAAAUUUUGUUAAUUUUAAACAUGGGAAAACUCAACAGGACAAGACCAGAUAUGAAGGGAUGUCUGUCAUUAAAUUGAAGUGUUUUUUUUUUCAAUUAAUUUUUCAUGAAUUUUAUGUAUAUUUAUUUAAAUUA